Stereum hirsutum FP-91666 SS1 is the source of this 2242-nucleotide messenger RNA. Its product is annotated as elongation factor-2 kinase. Gene Ontology annotation, molecular function: protein serine/threonine kinase activity. The coding region runs from base 442 to 1854 and encodes 470 amino acids. NCBI's taxonomy places the organism in Eukaryota, Fungi, Basidiomycota, Agaricomycetes, Russulales, Stereaceae. Gene Ontology annotation, cellular component: cytoplasm. Gene Ontology annotation, biological process: peptidyl-threonine phosphorylation. The transcript has 7 exons. The record is from RefSeq and is a predicted model, not a curated record.
GACUCUUCCUGGUGUCCAUCGAGGGAGUGAACGAACGACUUUUUUUUUUGUUGCUUCUGAACGUCCACCCUCGUCCACCACCAUCGCAUCGAUAGCCUCCAAGCACUUUUGAGCCCAAACCCAAACCCAAACCGCAGUCGGUCGCUCGGAGCUUCCGAGACAAUCGACAAACAACCAUAUUGCUUACUGAGACUCAGCUCGGAAUCUCUGACACGAACGAACGAACACGCUUCGUCAUCGCGCGUCAACGAACCGACCAACAGACUCUUCCUUUUCCUUUUGACCUCUUGACUUCGAACGAGACCGGUGCAUACUAUUGCUGCUUCAGGCGCUUUCUGAAUCCUACGAGAAGACGAUCAACGAACGCCCCCUUUCUUUCUUGACACCGACGCAUCCCCAUACAUACAUCACAUCCGUAACAGAACAAGACAAGAUCAUAUCAUGGACUCAGACAUGGACUUUGACUCUGGGCCGUCCGCGCACCAGGUGUUCCAGGAGGCGUUCGAGGAGCAGCAGAGGCAGCCUGUGAUUGGUCGUGUUGUCGAUGGCGAACGAAAGAUGCUAGAUCUCGUCUUCGUCCAAGACUGCACAGGCUCCCAAGGCUCCUACAUCUCCUCCGCGACGAAAAACAUCGAGCUCAUCUGCGAGAACAUCUUCGAAUCUGGCAAGCUCCAAUCGCGCGAGGACCUCCGGGUCGGCCUCGUCGCCUACCGCGACCACCCGCCACAGGACCACUCCUACGUCACCAAGAACUUUGGCUUCUCGUCCGAUAUCAGUAAAGUGCAUCGCGACCUCUCCAGCCUUUAUGCGAGCGGCGGAGGGGAUGGACCGGAGGCGGUCACGGCGGGACUGAUGGAGGCGUUGGGGAUGGAGUGGAGGCCUGAGGCGAGUAAGAUGAUUGUGCUUAUUGCGGAUGCGCCGCCGCAUGGGAUUGGGGAGUAUGGCGAUGGGUUCGACGAUGGCUCGCCGGAUGGGUACGAUCCUUUACAACUGGCACGAGAAAUGGCUGCACAGGGGAUUACGCUUUUCUUCGUCGCCUGCGAACCUGCACUCAGCAACUACUCGUUCGCAACCGACUUCUUCACCGCCCUGACCCAAAUCACAUCCGGCAUCAUGCUCCCACUAACGACCGCCGACCUACUCGCACACGCGAUCGUCGGCCUCGUGCUCGAGAACCUCGACAUGGAGCGGCUCGUGCGCGAAGUCGGCCAGGCCGUCGCGCAGCGGAUAUUGGGCAACAACGAGAGCGUGGACGACGUCGCGCGCGAGCUGCACGAGAAGCUCCUGCUCCGGAACGAGAGCACGAAGAAGGUCGUGAUCGAGAGUAUCUAUAAGGAGUCGGAGGAGGCGAAGCAUAACGUACAGGUGUUCGCGCAGUCGGCGAGUCUGGCGGAGGCGAGAGGUCAUCUUCGAAGGGUCCCCGGCACGAGGUUCACGGACAAAUACCUUUCCGUCCGCAUGAGCCAAUCCAGGAGCACGUACUCCUACCGUUCCUCCGACAGCAAAUCCUCCGCGUCCACCUCGUCCGUCAAACAUCCCAUCUCCCCGCCACAGUCCCCCCCACGCAAGGUCGUGACCGACUUCGCGGCCUUCGGCGCACCGAAGACGGCCUCUGUGUUCGGGACCGCCGUCGCCUCCACGCCGUUCUCGCUCGCGGGGAACAAGGCCGCGUUUGGGAGUAUUAGGAAUACGACCGGGAGGGGGAUGUUGGAUGAUGAUGACGAUGAUGAUGAGGAGGACGGGGAGGUGGAUGAUGAUGGGAGGCAGAAGGUGAUGUUGGCGGAGGGGUCGAUCACGUUGGAACAGGCUCGUCGUAUCGCGAUGCAGAGCGCAUGGAGAAGCACCCGGGCGUGAUACAGUCUGUCUGGCUUCGUCUCUACUCUGCUCAAAUCCGCCAGUCUUCUGUCCCAGUUCUGAGUCGAUUUUCCUAUCAAGUUCUAUCUCGGAAUCUUGCGUUCGCAUCACACAAACCUCUUCCUUCCUUUCGCUUUUUUUGGCUAUACAUAAUGUGUCGCUCGCCCGCACCGCACGUCCCACUUGCCACAUAAUCUUAAUCUCACUGGACCCCCAUUUGAUUACCCCCACCAGUCCUAUCCACCGCACGUUGUCUUUCAAGCUCAUCAUCUUUCCUUCUCUCCUUCCUUGCUUUCCCUUUCUUUCGUUACAACAGUUGCUCGCUUGAUUCGUCACAACGACGGCAAACAUGUUUGGUUUUGUAUGAUAAUCCACUGGAAUCCAGAAG